AUGUCACCAGGCACUACCACGACAACAUCUCGACCAGGCACAUCAUCUUCUUCUUCACCAUCAUCGUCAUCCCUAGCAUCAUUCGAAUCAGAAUUGUACCUCUCAAGACCAUAUUUCACUAGGCGACAAAUCUCCAAACUACAAUCUAAAACAAUCACAGACCACAGAUCAUACAACUCCAAGAAGCUAACCAUAGUCAGAUACCUUUCAGACUUAUGUGUCCAUUUAAGCUUCCCCAGGAAAACAUUAGAGACAGCAAUAUACUAUUAUCAGCGAUAUCAUCUAUUCCACCCCUUUGAGACGGAACUUACAUAUACAUUAGCGUUAGGUUGUCUAAUAUUAAGUUGUAAACAAGUAGAAACCAUUACGAAGAUCAAUGAUAUCGUUAACCUUUCGUUCGUCCUAAGGAAUGGGAAACCAUUACCCAUGACGUCGCCGUCUUCCGCAGUGGAAUUAGAGAAUAUGAAGAAGAGGAUUUUCAAUCUUGAAUUGAAAGUUUUGAAAAGUUGUUCUUUCGACUAUAGAAUCAAUAAUUAUAUUCAUAUUGAUGAAUUCAUAAUUAAAUUUGGUCAGAAGUUAAAUUUCCAUUUCCAAAUUUGUCAUCUGGCCUGGAUCAUUGAGUAUGAUGUGUUUAAAUUGGAUUUAUUGUUGAUAAUCCCACAACAUGUUAUAGCAUUAGCGACUUUGAAAUUGGCCACUGAAUUAUAUGGCCAAGAUUUGGAGAUUUGGAACAAAUUGGAAACAUUUACUAAUUUGCAAGUGGAGAAGUUAUCUUUUAAACAGGCUUAUUUCGAUAUUUUAAAUUUUUAUAUUAAUACCUUUGAUCUUUGUGAUUUGAAGGACAAUUUACCCACCGACGUUCCACCGAUAAGCAUUAAUGAAUUUAUGGCUUUGAAGAAAAGAGCAGGCUCCGAGGUAGGAUUGGAAGAUAUAACUAACAAUACAUCCAAGUUCCAACAGGAGAUAGUGGAUGCGGAUCCCUACUUGAAUAUUAACCAAAAUGAAUUCAAAAUGGCUAGAGAGAAAAGAUAUGUCCUAUCUCAAGACUUAAUUGAACAGGAAGUGAUUUCAUUGAAAAAAUGA
Messenger RNA from Naumovozyma dairenensis CBS 421, 1083 nucleotides. RefSeq names its product Ctk2p (gene CTK2). Gene Ontology annotation, molecular function: cyclin-dependent protein serine/threonine kinase activator activity. Lineage: Eukaryota; Fungi; Ascomycota; Saccharomycetes; Saccharomycetales; Saccharomycetaceae. The record is from RefSeq and is a predicted model, not a curated record. The transcript has a single exon. Gene Ontology annotation, cellular component: cyclin/CDK positive transcription elongation factor complex; nucleus. Gene Ontology annotation, biological process: regulation of transcription by RNA polymerase II; positive regulation of DNA-templated transcription, elongation. The coding region runs from base 1 to 1083 and encodes 360 amino acids.